AUGCCUUCAUGCAGCGCACGGCGUCGCCAUAUGGAGCAUGAGCUUUCCCGCUGGGGUUUCCCAGCUCCGCGCUUCGUCGAAGCGUUUGGACCGGAAGAUGAGGAGGUGCUAAAAUGGUUCAACUCCCCGCGCGUGGCAAAGUUCCCGCCCUGCUUUCGGUGCGGCUUGGUCUCCGAGUGCUGUUGUGCCAACAACGAUAUGCUCCAGGAGCAGAUUGCCAAUUGGCUUUCCUUUCGAAAGGCCUGGGCUGAAAUCGCCAACUCCAAGAAGGAGUGGCACCUGCUUGUGGAGGAUGAUUUGAAGUUCACGCACAAAGCUGCGGAGUGUUGGAACGAACUUGAUCUUUCCUUUGCACUGAAGGUUCCUUCGUUGAUCCGUCCCAAAGGCACGAAGCAAGAUGAUCUUCACCAUGCUAUGGCCGUGGAGCGUGCUCGGCGGGUAGAGCCUGAAAACAUCCGCCUUUGGCUCCAAACCUUGGACUCUCGCUGCAGAUUUUGUGGAAAGAAAGGGCGGAAAGAAACAACGUUUGGUUGUGACUUUUGA
Messenger RNA from Durusdinium trenchii, 543 nucleotides. Lineage: Eukaryota; Dinophyceae; Suessiales; Symbiodiniaceae. The record is from the annotation of a GenBank genome assembly.